UCAACAUCCGGGACCGCCGACCCUCCGCCUACGGAAGCUGGGGCACGGGUCGGCGGUUUCCCGGCGGGGGCGAGGGCCUCGAGUGUGGUCGCCUCCCGGGAGCGGACGCCCGAAGAGCAGCCCUCGGACCAGCCUUACUGCGAAGCGGCAGCAAGGAGACCCGACUGGUGAAAAGAAUGGAUUUUACAGAGGCUUACUCUCACACGUGCUCCACAGUUGGACUUGCUGUCAGGGAAGGAAACAUUAAAGUCUUAAGAAAACUGCUCAAAAAGGGAUGUAGCAUUGAUGUAGCUGAUAACAGGGGAUGGAUGCCAAUUCAUGAAGCAGCUUAUCACAACUCUGUAGAAUGUUUGCAGAUGUUAAUUCAUGCAGAUUCAUCUGAAAACUACAUUAAGAUAAAGACUUUUGAAGGCUUCUCUGCAUUACAUCUUGCUGCAAGUCAAGGACAUUGGAAGAUCAUACAAAUUCUUUUAGAAGCUGGGGCAGAUCCUAACGCAACUACUUUAGAAGAAACCACGCCACUGUUCUUAGCUGUUGAAAGUGGACAUAUAGAUGUGUUAAGGCUGUUGCUUCGACAUGGAGCAAAUGUUAAUGGGUCUCAUUCUAUGUGUGGAUGGAAUGCCUUACACCAGGGUACUUUUCAGGAAAAUGCUGAGGUCAUAAAAUUGCUUCUUAAGAAAGGAGCAAACAAGGAAUGCCAGGAUGACUUUGGAAUCACACCUUUAUUUGUGGCUGCUCAGUAUGGCAAGCUAGAAAGCUUGAACAUACUUAUUUCAUCAGGUGCAAAUGUCAAUUGUCAAGCCUUGGACAAAGCUACUCCCCUGUUCAUUGCUGCUCAAGAGGGCCACACAGCAUGUGUGGAGCUUUUGCUGUCCAAUGGGGCAGAUCCUGAUCUUUACUGUAAUGAGGACAAUUGGCAGUUACCUAUUCAUGCAGCUGCACAAAUGGGCCAUUCAAAAAUCUUGGACUUGUUAAUACCACUUACGAGCCGGGUUUGUGACACUGAGCCAGAUAAAGUGAGCCCUGUUUACUCAGCAGUGUUUGGAGGGCAUCAUGAGUGCUUAGAACUGUUACUCCACCAUGGCUACAGCCCAGAUGCCCAGAUGUGCCUUGUCUUUGGAUUCAGUUCUCCCAUGUGUAUGGCUUUCCAAAAGGACUGCAAAUUCUUUGGAAUUGUGAAUAUUCUUUUGAAAUAUGGAGCCCAGCUAAAUGAACUUCAUUUGUCAUGCUGCCUGAAGUAUGAGAAGUUUUCAUUAUUUCGUUACUUUUUGAAGAAACGUUGCCCAUUGGCACCGUGGAGCCAUAUACCUGAAUUUAUAAAUCAUGCAAUUAAAGCACAGACAAAAUACAAGGAAUGGUUGCCAUCUCUCUUACUUGCUGGAUUUGACCCACUGAAUCUACUAUGCAGUUCUUGGAUUGACUCAGUCAGCGAUGACAUGCUUAUCUUCACUUUGGAGUUUACUAAUUGGCGGAGACUUCCUUUGACUGUUGAAAAGUUGCUCUCUGCUCGUGCCUCAAACUCUUCUUGGGCUCUACAGGAACAUAUUGCCUCUGUUCCAUCCCUGACCCAUCUUUGUCGUUUGGUAAUUCGGUCCAGUCUAAAACCAGAACAUUUACAAUAUGACAGUUUUAUCUGUCAGUUACCACUUCCCAGAAGCCUACAUAAUUAUUUGCUCUAUGCAGAGGUUCUGAGGAUGAAUGAAGUUCCAGAACUGGCAGUUAUCCAAGAUGGAGAACUCAGUGAAGCUACUUAACACAGCUCAUGUAUUACUCUGAAAAUCACCAAGCCAAAGAGCCAUGGAGUACAAAUCCUUCUUGAUUUUAUAGUCGCAAAAGAUGAUUUUUGUUUGUGUGGAUGGUUAGGGUUUUGGAGUGAACGUUUACAACUUGGCUUCCUGGUAAAAAAAAUGUAACUUCAUUUAUGUUACUUUAUUGCAGUUUUAUCACUGGUACAUUUCAUGUUGUAAUAUUCAUUUCCUAACCUUUUUUCUGCUUUAUUCUGUUAAUGAACUGUGAUGCUACUUCUAGUGAUAGACAUGGCAUGUUCCAUGAUUCUGUGUUUACCUAGGGCUAGGAGCUUAUAAUGGAAUGCAUAAAACUUCACUGAAAGUGCACACAUAGUGGAUUUGAAUGUAUUAUUAUUAUUAUUUUAUUUGAGGUUGAAUGUCCCUUGUGUUUAUAGAAGAAUUAUCUUUUAUUCCAUUCUCAUAUCUUAAUUCAGUCACUUUUAUGAAUACUGUUCAUUGGCUUUUCAUAGGUAAACUCAGGGGAGAAUUUUUUUUUUUAAAGAUAGAAAAUGAAUCAUUUUGCUGUUGUUUUUUUUUCCCCCAGUUUCUUCAUAUUGUCUUAAAAAAGACUCCUUUUCUGCAAAGGCAAGAACAGACCUAAACUCAAAGAUAUGCUUAGCCGAAAAAAUAUUAGCUUGCUAUUGAGAUAAAUGAGCAUUUUGCUACAUUAGAAUACUAAUCAGGAGACUGGGAGGGGCAAUUCUGUGGUCCCAUCUUUAAAGAAAGAAAGGUAUCUAUGCAUGAGUCACUUCAGUAUCAAAUAAGUCAUAAAAGCUUCUUCAUUCAGCCUCCAAUUCAGAGGCCCACUUUCAUUCUAUGAAGCAAUGGCUGCCAGUUUUAUUAAUAUUAGUGUUUUCUCUUUUUAUUAUCUAGAUAGGUUACCAUAUAGUAUGUGAAAUUUAGACCUCAGAAUCCUAUGUUAAUGAGACACUGCCUUAUUGGUUUUACAGUUAAUAUUUCUGAGUCUGGAGUCAGGACUAAAUACUGGAUCAAAUGACUAUGAUAAGAGUCUUUGAGGACCAAAUUUGAGAAAAAGUUCUGAAAGCAUUACUGUCAUGAGAGACAGCUAGAGAUGAGGUCCAAAGGAGGGCACGUCUUCUGUCCUACUGGAGUCCUGUGGCUUAAAAUAGAUGGGAGUGGGUCAGCCAGGUCCACCUCUGAUAGGCCAUGGCUGUUUGCUAAAAGCAGUGAGGAAGGUGGACCAAAGGAAGGAAGCAUCGUAGGUCUAGAGGGAUGACUGAGUUCAGUGUAGCUGAGAGCUGUAUUUGCUCAGUUUGAAUGUGGUUAUACAGGCAGAAAUAAGGGUGCAUAAUGGAAAACCAGAUGGACAUUCUGAUACUUAAAGAGAUUCCAAGAAUAUUUGUACUAUGCAGUAAAUUUUUUUUUUGACUGUGCAGUAAUUUCUAAAUGUUGUCCUAAUCUUUAUUUUUCCAAACUCUUAAGUCUCUGAUUUUUCACAUAACCCGUUUUUGUUAGGGCCAAAUGUACUUUUGAGGGUGAAUCUUUUCAUGUGUUUUUGUUCAUGUUUAAAUAUAUAAUAAAAAUUCAACUAUGCAUAA
This is a messenger RNA of Manis pentadactyla (Chinese pangolin), 3346 nucleotides long. RefSeq names its product ankyrin repeat and SOCS box containing 3 (gene ASB3). Gene Ontology annotation, molecular function: protein binding. Bases 177 to 1754 code for a protein of 525 amino acids. Gene Ontology annotation, biological process: intracellular signal transduction. The record is from RefSeq and is a predicted model, not a curated record. Lineage: Eukaryota; Metazoa; Chordata; Mammalia; Pholidota; Manidae. The transcript is spliced from 10 exons.